GACCCAGCGAGUCUCUCCUGCGGUCAGACGCCCAGCCCUGCUUUUGUCAGCGUGUGUGACCUCAGGGCUGCACCUCGUGGCUCUCAGGCGCUGUGAAACGCGUGGACAGACCAAUCCCGACCUGAGGAGAGCUGGUUCCUUCCUGGGGAAGGCGCAGAUUUGGGAUUUUGAACUUCUGACGCUCUCGCCAGGAAAAGGUGCGCUUUGUGUCAGUGUAUCCACCAUGUCGGGCGUGCAGUCCAAAGCAGCCAGGCUUCAAAAGGAGCGGAAAGAAAAGCUGUCGGCAGACAGGGAGAGAAAAACGGCCACAUCUCUGUGCUUAAAGCACAGCGAAGUACCUGCAUCCAUGAUGAAGCAGUUUAAUGCUUUAAUGGAAAUGCAAGAGGUGAUGUUUGCAGAGAUGAGAGAAACCUAUAAAAACGAUAUAAAGGAAAUGCUGUUAAAACGAACAGCACCUUGGGUGAAGCAUUUGGAAGAGCGGAUAGGGCAGCAAGAAGGAGAUGCAAUCUCGGAAAGGCCAAAGCCAGGAGAGAAAGUGGAAGAGUUAAGUUCUGGAACAGACGAGGACACUGAAAACCUGACUGUGAGAAGCAAGAAGGGUAAGCAGGACAAAGCUAAACCACUCAACAGCAGCCAUGUCCUGAAAUCAUCACUAGAGAGAGGGGGAGAAGCCCUGCGUGGGGAACAUGGCAGGUGUGGAGAGAGCAGCAGCCUUGUAGACUGGAAGAAUGCGAAUGAGAAGCCAGCCCGAGAAGCCAGCUGUCAGAGUGAAGAGAAUCGUCUCAAGGCCCCCAAAGAGAGCCCGCCCGAAGGAGGCGCCGGAGCCACCCUAAGGCUGGCUGCUGACUUCUCGGCAGCCACGCUGGAUGUCGGCAGGCAGUGGAGCCAAGUCUUCCGCCUUCUGAAAGAAAAGGAGUUGGAGCCUGAGCUGCAGUGCUCCGUGAAGUUGGCAUUUAAGUGUGAUGGGGAGGCGAACGUUUUCUCAGACCUUCACAGCCUCCGUCAGUUUACCAGCAGAAAGCCUUUUCUGAGAGAGUUGCUGAAAGAUGUGUUCCCGCAAAAUGAAGGAGGAAGAAGAAACGAGCUUCGGGAAAGAUUGGGUAAAACGCUAGGAGACACGAAGCAUGAAGCUAGAAGAAUAGCGAGUGACAGUUUGAGCUUCCUGUUCAUCAAAGAGGUAGAAGUUGCUAGUCCAGAGGUGAAGACUUACAAAGAAGAAACACUGGACCGGAAGAAUAAAGGAACUCUCAAGAAGCAGGAGGGGGAAGAAGAAGAAAUCUCAGAGACACAGGGAGAAGAAACUUCAGAGGGAGAGACCUCAGAGUUGGGGGAGGAAGAGGGUUCGGAGUCAGAAGAGGAGGAAGAGAGUUCGGAGUCAGAAGAGGAGGAAGAAAGUUCAGAGAGUGCUGAGGAGAUUGGCUUCAUUAGUUUGGUAGUAGAUUCUGAAUCAGAGGAAGAAGUAAACAGAAAGACGGCUUCCCAGACUAAGAAAAAGGAGACCUUCCAUGGGCUUAAAGAACUUGCCUUUAGUUACCUGGUCUGGGACUCUAAGAAAAAAAAGCUGGUGAGAUGCCAGGAGGGAGGAGCAGCUGCUGCUUCUACUCAAAGGAUCGGGAUGCCGUGUCUAACCUUAUAUUUGACUUCUCCAUCAGAAUCUUUAGGGGCAGGUAGCGAUGGUCCUAAAAGCCAUUCAUGUACAAAGUUGAGUGCUCUGUCACAAGUCACUCCACUUUUAACGAACAUAGAAAAGGGGAGGUACAAGGUGCCGCAAACAGAAGAGCCAACAGCCAAAGAAGCAGACUUGAUCCUUGAAACCGAAGAAAACUUCAAGAGAGGCGUGAUCAGUGUUAUCAGACAGAUGCAAAGGGAGGUCGACAAAAUCAAAAACAUUUACGUUUCCGACGUCCUGAAUAUGAAAAGUUCACUGGAUGAUCUGAAUUCCUUAGCUUGCACGAUUGAGGCCAGGGUGAGCGAACAGGAAGAUGCCGUGGAGGGACUGACCAAGGAUACAAUGCAGUUAGCCAGGGAGAUCGUUGAUAAAGAAAGGCUGAGAGAGAGGGAAGAUAGGUUUCGAAGCUCCAACAUCCGAGUGAUAGGGAUUCCAGAGAAAGAAAACCGGGAGAACGGAGCGGUGGACAUAAUUAAGGAAGUAAUUGAAGAAAACUUUGCCGAGCUAGAAGACCAGAGCCUCGAGAUUGUCAGCGCUCAUCGUGUCCCUAAUUCAGUGGAUGAGCACAGACUCACGCCUAGACACAUCUUAGUGAAGUUUGGGAGUGCUAGUGAUAAGCAGAGAGUCCUAAAAGCUUCCAGAGCAAAACAAGAAAUAACCUACAGAGGGUCCAAGAUCAGACUGACAGCUGACUUAUCACCUGGUACUAUAGAUGCACGCAGCCAGUGGUGUGGUAUCAUAAAAAUUCUGCAAGACGAAGGCUUUCAGCCAAGAAUCCUUUAUCCUGCCAAACUGGCAUUUGAUUUUAAAGGUAAAACCAAGAUAUUUUUUGAUAUUGAGGAAUUCAAGAAGUUUAUCUCUGAUAUACCCUAUUUGAAAGAUCUGUUGAACAAUAUACAUUAGCAACCUGGAGUGCUCUCUGUCCACCAAAAUACAAAACCAAGUAGAGUUGGACAGUGGACCAUCACGUCUCUGUCUUGAAGGGUGGACGGCUGACUUUUUUUCCCCCAGGGAAAGGGGCUGGGGAAGCGGUGUAACUCCCUGAGUGUUGGUUGAGUUAGACAGCGUAUGUAGCUUUUCAGUAGCUAUCUACCUUGGUAAGGAGGAAUCUUGUCAGUGUGACCACACACGGAAAAAUACUAGAGGCCACAGUGGGAUGGGAAAGGACAUGAUAAGUUAGAAGAGACUGCAGGCUGACUGACUCAACAAGAUUACAUUGCUUUAUUAUUUACUAUUACAUAUUAAAGCUUGAAGUUUGCAUUUGUCAUUGGUU
Messenger RNA from Mus musculus (house mouse), 2942 nucleotides. RefSeq names its product LINE-1 type transposase domain containing 1 (gene L1td1). The transcript is spliced from 5 exons. Bases 224 to 2572 code for a protein of 782 amino acids. The record is from RefSeq and is marked validated. Lineage: Eukaryota; Metazoa; Chordata; Mammalia; Rodentia; Muridae.